GCUGCAUUUACGUCCUGACGGAGCGCUGUUGUUGCUGUCCAGCAGCCCUUUUCUUAGCCAGCUCACAAACAUACAUGCAGCAUCAGUGGUGUCAUGUUCAUAUGUGUAAACUUAAGUAGGAUAGAAAAAGUCCUGCACAAUUAAGGAACCAGAGAUGCUUUAGAGAAAGGACGGUUCCAUCAGAAAUGGCAACCGAACUCCAUGAAGCUAUUUUCAUGGCCAAACAGGAGCGCCACAAAAACUUGUUCCUGAACUACAGAAACCUGAAUCAUUUCCCCGUAGAGCUGCUGAAGGAUGAAGGCCUGCAGUUUCUGGAGCGACUGUACAUGAAGAGGAACUCGCUCAGGACGCUGCCUGACAAUCUUGCUCAGAAGCUCCCAAAUCUAAUUGAACUGUAUUUGCACUCAAACAACAUAAUGAUCAUUCCUGAAGCUAUUGGAAACCUGGCCAGACUGCAGUCAUUGGACCUGAGCAAUAACGCCCUCCAGUUCCUCUGUCCAGAGAUUGGCCGCCUGAGGUCUCUACGGCACCUCAGACUGUCCAGUAAUCAUCUAAAAUGCCUUCCUCCAGAGAUCGGUGAUCUGCAGGACCUGGAGACCGUGGACGUGUCGAUGAACCAGCUGAUAGGCCUCCCAGAGCGACUGCACCGCUGCACUUCGCUGCAGAAUCUGACAGCCGACCACAACCUGCUGGCCCAUGUUCCCCGGCAGCUCUGCUGGCUGCACCGCCUCAACCAGCUCUCCAUGGCCGCCAACCGGCUGACCUUUCUACCGCUUGAUCUGGGCCGAUCGCGAGAGCUGCAGUUUGUGUUUGUGGACAACAACGUGCACCUCAGAGGCCUCCCCUCCUACUUGUACAACAAGGUCAUCGGCUGCAGCGGGUGCAGCGUGUCAGCCCCCGGGUCGGACAGCGACGGUGGCGUGGCGCCGGGCGAUGCGCUGAGCGAGGCUCUGGUCGGGCUGCCAGCCGAAGUGAAGGUGGUGGGCUCGGAGGCGGAUGGCGUGGUCCCCCUGGAGGAGAUCGCCAUGAGAGCCCUGCACCGCCUCUACCACCACCGGCCGAAAGACCUAAAUUUACUGCCUCCCAUCGCCCUCCCCAAGAGCCUGCUGGACCUGCUGCAGUUCCCCCUGGGACACUGCCACCGCUGCAGUCAAACCAUGUUCACCAUCAUCUACCCCAAACUCUUCCCCCUCCGUGACACAGCACUGGCAGGCGUGCACCGCAGGACAACGGUGAGUUUUGUGGCCUACUGCUGCUCCAGUCGCUGCCUCCGGACCUUUGACCUCCAGGGAUGACGCGGUUUCCUUUCCUCAGCCCACUUUUGCCGGGGGGCUGCAUGAGCGGUUUCCAGAAAGCAGCUGGUGAGUGGCGGCUUGUGAUCGGGACGGGGAGCGCCGCACUUCGCCCGCGGCACGAGGAAGCAGCUCGGAGAAGACGUGCGGUCGGAGACUGACGGUCAGGGACCUGUUCAAGUUGGAGACUUUAACCUACGUGACGUUCCUUAAUCCUGUCGUGUGUGUGUGUGUGUGUGUGUGUGUGUGUGUGUGUUUGUGUGUCAGUAAACUCACUGCUAACUACACGUCUCUUUGUAAGAACAAUGUGGUUCCAUUUUGACAAAUGCCGUCUUUUAUCAAACAAAGGUCUGUUGCAGCAGAUGUUGACAAUGAUUGUGAAGUCAUAUUUGAUGUAUUUUAAUGGAGAAAGUGCAUCUACUUCACUUGUGCCAUUUCCAGCAGCAGGGGACUUAGGAAAUGAUUAUUCAUUUGUUCACAGUAAAAGGAGCCAUGGUUCCGUCUCAUUGGAAAGGCGUCCAUUGUUAACGUGACUGCCUUUGGAACAAGAAUUGCUUCAUUAUUACCAAGCUAAACAUGUAUUUAAAUGAGUUGUUUUUUCUCUUUUACAUAAACCUAAACGUGUCAAAAAGAACACACACCCAAAGCAGUACAACGAGUUUAACAUCUGCAGGUCCGUUGAGCUCGAGGUGCUUCUCACGUUGAACUGAUCCUUGUGUUCUACAACUCUAAUUUAUCCUUUGUUUCUGGUUGUGUUCCGUUUGGCAGUAAACGUUGACGGAUUUCAACAACCUUCUGUGAAUAUUCAUCCUUUACCUGUGUGACAUGUUGACAUUUGCAUGUCUUUAACUGCUGUGCACGUCUUUGGAAAAUUCACAAUCACAAUUCACAUUUCUGUCUCUUUUGUCCUCGGCGAUGGACGAAGCGUGCGAUGGUACGUGGGUUUGGCGCGUCGACACCCCUGUAAGUGACUCCCUGGGACUCGUGGUGGUUGCUGUGCGUUGGUGGGGGCGAGCGAGCCCUUUGGCGCUGCGAUACAGCCAGAAAAACCCGCCCUGACGACAGGAAGCCUGUCCCGCUUUGCUUCUGUGUUCUUCUACAUCACGCGCUCUACCAGGCGGCCCAGCGCCAGCGUUACCGGGAUCGAUGGGCGUGUUUAGAUGCUCUGGCUCUCUGCCCCCCCCCCCCCUGCGAAUCACUACAUUGGGCCAAAAAAGCUUAGCCUAUUAAACUAAAUAAUCAAAAACUGUUCUCCACUGACACCAAAGCAGCUAACGGGGUGUAGCUCUGGACCCUGUAUUUUUUUUUGGGGGGGGGGGGUGGUGGACCUGGGAAACGUCACAGACACAGAAUGGUCUUCACUGUCUUCAUUAGUUACCAUGGCAGCAGGCAUCACCCCUCCCGGAGAAAAAAGACAAUAUUAAAUGUCAACACGUGUUUUUACCUUAAUUGUUAUCCAUUAAAUUCGUCAGGGAUGUUUGUGGAAAUCGCUCCGCCUAAAACACCUUCCACCAGCCACCUCUGUUAGCAGCAUCCUUCGGUGGCCUGUUGUCCGCAGAAGACAAACAAGCUUGGGAUUGUGCUCCGUGUUCACGUCUCUGGGUGAGCACCAUCAAGGGCUUACAAAGGAAAACCCUUCCAGGGCUCUCAAAUGAACGUGGCCCUCACCGGAUGGACUGUGCUGUGAAUACAUUCGCACUCGAGAGUAAUUUUGAAAGCACAACAACAGAGGGGAGAAUCAGCCGCGCUUCAAUCAAUCGAUGGCGAUACAGUGAGUGAGCGAGUGUCAUUGAACUAUUGGAUCAUUAAUGUGGGAGGCAGCUCUGUAAUGGCUUCUUUGACGGCUGGUAAUGAUCUGUGGAGCCCGCGGUCGAUCCAUCUCCAGCUCCUCUGUUGAUUUGAUGUUUCUUACACGACCCGAUGCUCAUGCUGUUAAAAAGAGAAGUCGGUGGGAUGCUGAUUUUUUAAGGGGGGGUCAUGGUGAGCAUUUGGCGGUCAAAGGUCAGCGUACAUCUGUCCCAGCUUUCCACGUCUCUGACACUACCUCUCUGACAUCAUCCUCUCAGAGUCUCAGUAUUAAUGAAGGCCAUGGCCAAGAAUCCUAUUUCUACUCACUCUGCAGGAUUAAAGGUCAUGCAGGACACAUGGUUAACCAUCUGGCUAAAAUAUCACCAAUAACAACCAAAAUAAAAGCUAGCUGGCUGAGAAAACCUAUUUAAGACGUAACUGCAGCGUUUCAGGCCCAGAAGGCUGUUUUGCAAUCCUUUCCCCCAGUGGUUUAAAUCUAUAAUUCAUCCCAUUCGGCUCACUCACGAGAGCACUUCAUCCUUCUUUAGUUUGGCUCCUGACGUGUCAUUAGACCAAGGUGUGUUUCAUUAUGUAAAGUCAAGGACUUUAGAGGCAAACCGUGAGGAUUAUCUACAUAACUGUGCACACUUGUCACUACCGGGAUGACUAUUACAGCUAAUAUUAUCAUGCUUUAUAUUGCCAUGCCAUGUUUAUGCUGCAGGCUGAGUGUUACGUGGGAUCAGGUGGUGCUUUUAAGGUCACAGGUCUGAAAUCAUCACUGCUGAAUCCGUGGUUACCCAACGUUAAAUUAAGCGGUUUUAGAAAUGACUUGAAUUGAAAGAGAAGACAUAGUAGUAUUUUAAUACCAGUCAUCGGUGGGCGGUGCCUCCGUGCUGGAAAUGACACCUACAAAGUGAGGGUGUGUGUGUGUGUGUUAGUACGUGCAGGUGCAGACAUGAGGUGGUGCAGGUGGUACCUGCAGAACUCGUGCCAUUGAAGAGUCCCAGCGGGUUAGUUUCUUCAGAAAUGGAAAGAAGGUCCGAUGUGAAGAAGAUGGACUGGAGAAAAGAAAUCCUGCUUUACAUUUUUAUUUGUCUAUUAAUCAUUCUCCCCGACUGUCUGUCUGUUAUUGAGGUCGUUUAUAUUUUUUCAUCAGGGUUUGUGACAGUCUCAGAUGUAGUGGACAAACAAAUGGUUUUACAGAUGCGUGUAACAUCUUGUAUCUUCUAUCCGCUGCGUGUGACAUCAGAGGGCGCGGCCAUUUUGUGAGCAGCAUCCAAGUUAACGCAAUGAGGCCGGAAGUUGGGUGAUUUAACCACCAAAGUAAAAGCCGCCUACCUGUCCAACAGACAAACGUGAAUGAAUAACUGUUUCCAAGCUGAUUCAAAUACUUUGAUUGAAUUGUAGUCAUUCAUUUGAUUUAAUUCAAUCAUCAGUAAUACGAAUGAUAAAGAUAACAAUAACAUUAUAUAAUACAUUUAUUUGCAUAUACAUUAUAUAUAUAUAAUUUAUAUUAAUUAUGUUUUUUAUUUGUUAUUUCGUUUGAUAUUGUUUGAAUAUAAUGCCUUUUCUAAUCAGUUGAAUUAAAUUGAUUUGAUAAGCAGCACGGCACUGUUUUCGUUUU
Pungitius pungitius (ninespine stickleback) is the source of this 4704-nucleotide messenger RNA. RefSeq names its product leucine rich repeat containing 28 (gene lrrc28). The coding region runs from base 186 to 1295 and encodes 369 amino acids. The transcript is spliced from 10 exons. Gene Ontology annotation, molecular function: protein binding. Lineage: Eukaryota; Metazoa; Chordata; Actinopteri; Perciformes; Gasterosteidae. The record is from RefSeq and is a predicted model, not a curated record. Gene Ontology annotation, biological process: signal transduction.